Molecule: messenger RNA, 8856 nt
Organism: Plasmodium gallinaceum
Lineage: Eukaryota; Apicomplexa; Aconoidasida; Haemosporida; Plasmodiidae
Product: conserved Plasmodium protein, unknown function
Exons: 5
Coding region: 1-8856 (2951 amino acids)
Source: RefSeq, a predicted model, not a curated record
AUGAUUUUGUUUAAAAGAAAUGCUGAAUCUGUUUGUUUAUGUAAAAAUAAAAAUAAAGAAUAUUUAAUUUUAGCAAAUAUAAUUGAAAAAAAUGUUUCUAUAGAAAAUAUAAAUUCAUUUAAAGGAAUAGAAAUAAAAAGAUAUAGUAGUUCUAAUUUUAAGUUAGAAAAAAGAAAAAUUUCAAAAUUUGUUGAUUUAAUAGAUAAUUUUAAUAAUUAUAUAAAAAAAAAAAAAAUCAUUAAAAUAAAUGGUAUGUUCUGUUUUACAAUAUCAAAGAAAGACAAACAUAAAGAUGCUAUUUUGUGUAUAAUUUUAUCAUCUUUUUUUUUACUUUUUUUUUCUAUAAAAAAAUUAACUUUUUUACAUUUUACAACAUUAAAAGAAAAUUACAUUGAAAGUUUUAAAGAAAAUGACAUUUUUAAUUGGUUUGUUAUAAAUAAUAGAAAAGAAUUUUUCAGUUGUAUAUUAUUUAUACAAAGAAAAAGACAAGAACUAGAAAUUUACUUUUUAUAUGAUUAUAUUAAAAGUAAAGGAGUGAAAGGAUACAACAAAUAUUCUUUAUUUUUUAAUGAUUAUUUAAUUUGUAUAGAAAAAAUAAAAUAUAUAAAUAAUAAUCAAAAUGAAUCAGAAGGAAAAGAAAAUAAUAUUCCUAUAAAUAAAAAAAAUAAUAAUUCAAUUAAGAAAAAGAAAAAGAAGAAGAAGAAGAAGAUAAAAAAAAAGGAAAAUAUAAAUAUUCUUUGUCAAAAAAUAUAUGACGUUAAUAGAAAAAGUGAGAAUAAAAGUAAAGAUUUUUUGGAAAAUAAUAAAUUAAACAAUGUUCAUAGAAUAAAAUAUUUCAAAAAUCAUAAAAGUAAUAAAUCUAUUAAAAAAAAAAUCAUUAAUUUACAUAGGAAAUAUUAUUGUAAUAAUAAUUCUAAUUAUGUAAAGGAUAUGCUUAAAAGUAAAAAUAAUAAUAAUAAGGAUAUUAAAUUAAAAAAAAAGAAUAAUGAUAUUAUGAAAUCAAUAAAUACAAAAAAAAGCAUUACUUCAUUAAAUACUGCUGAAAUUUUAGAACAAAAUAUAUAUUAUGAUCAAAAAAGUGAGUAUCUAAAAAAAAAAAAAAAUAAAUUGAAAAAAGAAAAUGUAAAUCAAAGCUCUAUGAAAAAAAAUCUCAUAAAAGAAAAUUCAAAUAACUUAAGUUUAGAAAAUGUUAUACCUUAUACAGAAGAUGAAAAUCAAACAGUACUUGAUGAAUUCAUUAUAGAUACUUUAAAAAAAAAAUUUUCUUCUGUUUGUAUGCAUGGAAACAUUAAAAAAAAAGAUAUAAAUACUAUUAGAAAAAAAAAAAAUUAUUAUAAUUUAUUUUUAGUAACGAAAAAAUUGACUUUUUAUGUAUUUAAAUUAUAUUACUCGAAUUACAUUUUCGAGUAUUGUUAUUGUGUAAUCGAUUUAACAAAGGAUUAUUUAUAUAGUUAUCCCAUAUUAGAAAAUAACACAUUGGAGAUUUUUUAUAAUAAGAAAUAUAAUUAUAAAACUACAGAAUGUUAUGAUUAUUACGACUUAUCUAAUGAUGAUAUAAAAAUUAAAAAAAAUUAUUUUAAUUGCAAAAAAUUAAAAAAUAAUAUUUAUGUAUCUAUAUGUUUUCAUAAAAACAUUUUAGGAGUAGCUAGUAGUAAUGGAAAGCUUUAUUUUUAUAAAGUUACAACUAUCCAAGAAAAAUUGAUUUUCAGUUUUUUACAAAAAUGCAACUUCAAUUUUUCUUUAAUCUCAUUUAUAUGGUUAAAAAAAAAUGAAAAACAUAAAUUUUUAAUUACUGACAAUUGUAAUAAAAUUUACUUAGGUGAGCUUCUUUUUAAUGAUACUAAUAAUACUUAUUCUAUUGCCAUUUAUAAUUCUUUUAUAAAAUUAAGUGAAGAUAUAUUUUUUACUUUACCCAACGAAUUUUUUUGUAAAAAAAAAAAAUCUUUUGCUUGUUUUUUCUCUUUGAGUUAUUUCUUUUUAACCUUUUGCUUUUAUAAAAACAAAUUUUAUAUAAUUGUUUUAAAUUUAUAUUUGAAAUUUUUAAAGUAUCCUUUCUAUAAAAUUUAUUCAGAAUGCUUUAUUCAUAACAAUCAACUAUAUCUGUAUAGAAAUAACCGUUUUAUUACUCAUAGUAUACUUAAUCAGAAUAUUAAUUUAAUUGACAUUAUAGACACAAUUAAAAGGAAAAAGAAACCUUUUUUUCCAUUAUUAUAUAAAAGAAUAUUAGAAAAAAUAGAAAAAAAAAAUUUAAGUAAACCAAAAAUUCAAAGUCUUAAUUAUGAAUUUUUAGACAAAAAAAAAAAAUCUCUAGAAAUUAGAAAUAGUGAUUUUUCUUUUGUUUUAGUUAGAUGUUAUAUUUCUACCAAAAAAAAUUACCCAAAUAAAAUAAUUAAAAAUUUUGAAGAAUUAUUUGAAUCAGAUAUAUUAUUAAUAAAAAUUGAAAAAAAAUUUCAAAUUUUUCACAUUUUUAAAAAUUCAUUUGGAGCAUGUUUUUUUAAUCGUAGAGAAGUUAUCUUACUAAAAAGAAAUAUAUUUUUGGAUAAAUGUAAAACAGAUAAAAAAGAUUUUUAUUAUUCUCAUUUAAUUUUUUUCACAAUUUAUGAUAACUAUAUUUUAAAUGAAUCAAAUAAAUAUAUAAAACAUAAAGUUCAAAAUAUUUUUACUCAUUCUAUUUUCAAUAAUAUCCUUUUUCUUUGGUCAAAUAAAAAGGGAGGUAUCUUAUUUUACACCUUUUUAAAAAAUUAUAAAAAUAACAUUGAAAAGGUUUUAAAAUUAAAAAAUAUAUUCCGUGUAGUUAAAAAUAAAAAGAUUAGUGUUCCUAUUCAAUCUAUUCAAUGGAAGAAAAAAAAAAAUAAUAAUAAACAAAUAUCUCUUAUAAUAUUAACUCCAUUUUACCUUAUUAUUUUUUUUAUAAAUAAUUGCAAAAGUAAUAUAAUUAUUAUAGAUAAAAUUAUAAAAUUUGACUUUAGAAAGGCAUUUGGUAACGGAAUAAUAAUUGAAAGUUUGCAGAUAAAAAAAAAAGAAAAUUUGUUUGCUCUAUCUACCUGUAAUUGUAUAUAUAUUUUUAGCUACAACGACUUUUAUGAAAAAAUAUAUUUAAAAACUCUAAAAAAGUUAAGGUAUAAAAAAAAAAAGAAAAAAACCAAACAUUUUAUUUUAAAAAUAUCUUCUAAGUCUUUAACAUAUAUUAUACUUCAACAUAAUAACUACCCUUUAAUAAAUAAAAUAAAGUCACAUAAGAUUUCACAAACGAAUAUAUCAAAAGGAAAUACUAUCAAAGGAAAAAUAAUAGGAAGAAAUAAUUUAUUAAGUGGACUAGAAGAAAAAGAAAAAAAACUAAAAAGAUAUCCAAAUAUAAUACAUUAUAAAAAUUUAAUACAAAUUAAAAAAAAGUUACUUUUAGUUAUUUUAAAAAAGAAGAUUAAUUAUUUUAAAGCGAAUCAGCUUAACUAUAUAAAACAUUAUAAAAAAGUUAGCAAGUUUAAAAAGCAAUUCUAUUGUAAAAAGAGGAAUAAAAAUUAUAGGAUAAAAAAAAAUGCAUCAAUUAAAACCAAUGAUAGCUCUUUUUCAUGUAAACAUUAUAUUAAUAAUUUGAAUAUACUUCAAUGUAAAAUAGUAAAGUUAUUUGAAAACUUUUGUGAUAAAAAUUAUUUUACAGUAAGAACAAAUUAUAAACAGAAUUAUGCAAGAUAUAAUAAAGAAUCACUUUUAAACUUUUGUUAUAAUACUUGGUUAAGAAACUUAAAUAAAAAUACAAGAAAAUCAAUUGAAGAUAUUUUCCAUUUAUCAGAAUUUUCAAAUUCUCUACUAUUGAAAAAUAUUGUAGAGAAAAUGGAAAAAAAAAAAAAAAAAAAACAUUUCUUAUUUCAAAAUUAUUUUAAAAAAUCUAUGAAUUCUACCUAUAAAAUUGACAAUAAUUAUAAUGAGAAUAUUAUUCAACAAAUUACACUACAAACAGAAAAAGAAAAAGAAAAAAAAAAAAAAGAAUAUUGUAUAAAACCUCUAGGAUUAGUCGGAUAUUAUAGAUGUACAGAAGGAAGUAAAGAUAUUUUAAAUGAUGAAUCUGGUUGUAAUAGAACUGCAUUUAUUAGAAAUUACAAAGAAUCAAAUUCAGUAUGGUUUUAUAAAUUAAAAAAUAACGAACUUUUAAUUAAUGAAGAUAAAUGGGGAGAAAAAACAAAAGAAAAUUAUUGUCUAAAAUUAGGUGGAAAAUCAAACUUUUAUAUUGAAAUUAAAUCGGAUAAUUGUUUGGAACUUUUAGGUGGAAAUUAUAGUAUGAAUGAAAAAAGUAUAGAAAUAAAAAAAGAAAUUCACAAAAAUUUAUUGAACGAAAAUAGUGAAGGUUUUACAUUUGAGAUGUGGAUAGGAAUAAAAAAAAAAUUUUUAGAAGAAAAAUUUUCGAAGAAAAAUAAAAAAAAACGUAUUUGUUUAAUUCAAAAAGGAAAAAAUGAAUGGAAUAUUAAUUUAUUAAUUGAAAACGAAAAAUGCUAUUUUUUAAUAAAUUUCAAAAAUAAAAAAUAUCAAUUUGAUAAUUUUUAUGUUGACUAUUUAAAAAGUAUUAAAUUAAAUGAUUAUUAUUGGAGUAAUAUAUCCAUUGUAUUUAAUUUAACCAUUGAUCUUAUUUAUGUAAUUUUAUCAGGAUGUGAUAAUUAUUUUUUAAAUUUGUAUAAUAACUCUUAUAUAAUUUUUUAUAAUAAUUUAUUAUAUCCAACUAAUUUUUUUAUUGAUAAUAAUGAAAAAUUAUCUUUAUAUAUAGGUAUAAAAACAACUGAUGAAAAUAAAAAUAUUGGUGAUGAAGAUAAUAUUUUUUAUAAUAAUAAAAAUAAACUUAUAUCAAAUAAAAAUAAAAAACAUUUUAAAGAAUUCAUAUCCUUCUUAAUAACAGAUAUUAGAUUAUUUAUCAUAGGUCGUUCCGCUGAUAUGGUUAUUAAAGAAAGUAAAUCUAUACUAAUUGGUGAUUUUAAUUAUGAUAAAAAUAAAGAAAAUAUAAAGAACAUUAAAAUAAAAGAUAAAAAUGAGAUGAAUAAUAUUCACACUUAUAAAAUAGAUCCUUUAGUAGUUGACUCAAUGAAUGAUAUACCUUCACAUGAUAGUUUUGAUUCUUUCAAUUUUAACAGCAAAAAAAAGGAAGUAAAUAAUUAUGACAUAUUAUCAAAUCAUUCUAAUGACAACAAAAAAAAAAAAAAAAAUGAGGAAAUGAACAAAUAUGAUCAAUUAUCAACUUCAAAAGAAAAAAAAAAAAGUCCAAAAAAAAUAAACAACGAAAAAAUCAGUGAUAAAAAAGAUGAUUCACAAAAAAAAGAAAAAAAGUUAAAUCAUUUAAGUAACGAGAUGAAAUUGAAAAGUAAUAAAUUUAGUAAAAUUCUUCCCGAUAUAAAUGAGAAAGAAUACAAUUUUUUUAAGAUAAAUGAGGAAGAAAAAGAUAUUAAAGAUAAAUGUAGCAAGUUCAAUGAAGAAAUAGAAGAAAUGAAAAAGAAAUUUAAUCAGUUUAACGAUGAAAUAAAAGAAAAAGAAUUAAAAAAGGAUGAAAGGAUUAUUAACAAUAAUGACGAAUUUUUUAAUUUUGAUUCUGAAAAAAGUAAUGAUUCUAUAAAUGAGUUUUCUUAUGGAAAAUUAUCCUCUAAUAAAUCUGAUUCAUCUAAUGAAAAUUUUUUUAAAAAUAAAAAUAGUAACAAAAUUAAUAGAACAAAUAAAGAAAUAAAAAAAAAGUCAAAUAACAGCCUUUUUUCAUCCAGUUCACAUUCAGAUAUCAAUGAAAAAGAAAAUUUUUGUGAAGAAAAUUAUAAUAUAUUACAAGAAGAUAAAAGUUCUAAUGAAGAAACAAAAAAUAAAAGAUUAAGUUUCUUUGAAGAAAAAAAUGAUGAUAAAAAUAAUAAUGGGUUGAAUGGAAAUGAAGGAAAAUCGUUUAAUUAUAAUUUUUCUAAAAUUCAUGAAGUAAAUAAGUCAAUGUAUUUUCAUUUUUCUGAUAAUAAUAAUGAUAAAGAAGAUUUAUCUAAUAAAGAUGCAUAUUUGUUAGAUAAAAACAACCCUUUUAAAAAAAGAAAAAAUUCUUUCGAUAAAAGCAGUUCCUUUUUCGGUGAUACUUAUAAACAUAACAGAAAUGAUACUGAAUUAAGCAAAUUGCUCAGUGAAGAUUUAAAAAAUGAAAGUGAAAAUCGAAUUAAAUUAAAUGAAGAUUCAAAAGAAUGUUAUAAUGAAAAACAUAUUAGUACUAUUCUUAAUGAAUUUAAAGAUAAAUUAGAAAAUGAAUUAAUUGAUACUUUUAUUGAUAAAAUUAAAAAGAAACUACCUACCAUUAACAUAAAAAAAGAAGAAAUAUUAGAAAAUACUAAAAAUAAAGAUGAAAAUGAGGAAGAGAAGAAGAAAGAGGAAGAGAAAUUGGAUAUCAAUUAUAUAAAAGAUCAAUAUCAAAAGUUAUUAAAAAAAAAAGAAUUUUUAGGAAAAAAAAAAAUUCAUGAUGAAAAGAGAGAAGAGUUAAAAAAGUUUAAAAAUAAAUCACUAAAUGAAAAAGAAAUGGACGAUUUUAUAAAAGAACAUCAAUUAAUGAACAAUUAUUACAUAAAAAAAUAUAAAUACGAAAAUGAAGAUUCGUCUAAAACUAGUAGUAAAAGUGAUAAAUAUGAAGAAGAGAUAAAUUUAAAUUGUAAUAAUAAAAAAAUUACUCAUUUAACAAAAGACAAUGAUAAUUAUGUCAAAAAAAAAAAUAGUAACUCUGUGAAUUCAUAUAAAAGUGAUACUAAUGUUAAUGAAAAAUAUAAACUAAGCAGUUUUACCGAAAGUGAUAUAUAUUCUAAAGAAAAUAAUUGUAAAAUGAAAAAAAGAAAAAAAAAAAAAAAAAAGGAAAAGGAAAAGGAAAAAUUAGAUGAAAGAGAUAUAGCGUUUAGUAAAUAUAAAAAUUUUAAUGAAGAAAAAACAAAAUAUGAGAAGGAAAAAUUAAAUGAAUGUAAUAUGCUUUCAAAUAUAUAUGAAGAAAAAAAAAACGAAAAAGAGAAAAAAAUUGUAGAUGAUAAAUUUUCUACUUCAUUUGAAGAUACUAAAAAAAAGAAUAUAUAUGAAUUAGAUAAAAACAAUAAUAAAAAAAAUUUGAAAAACAUAAAUGAAAAUGAUACAACAAGCUUGAAUAAUUUAAUAAAUAAUAAUGAUAUAGAAGAAAAUAUAAAGAAAAAGGAAAUUGAUAAAAGUAAUAUAAUAAAUGAAGAAGAAAUAAAUAUAGGUAAAAUAUAUUAUAAAUAUAUCUUUCCUUUAACACCAUAUGAAUUUUUUACGAUUGAACAUUUUUAUAAAAAUGGAAUAAAUAUAGAAUUAAAAGAAUUCAGAAAUAAAAAUUAUUUGUUUAGUUCAAUAAAUACUACAUCAAGAAUAAUACCAAGAAAUCCUAUUAAUAUAAAAUAUAUAAAAUAUAAGGUUUUUUUAAUGAAGUCUUUACUUAAAAUUAGUUCAAAAUAUAUUAUGGAAAAGAAAUACAAAAAAGCCUUAAAAAGUUGUAUUAAGAAUGGAGAAUAUAUAAAAAAUUUUAUUAGAAGUUAUUGUGUUUUAAAAAAUAGAAUAAUAAAAAAUGAUCAUAAAUAUUUUGAAUUUUAUUUAAAUAUAGAGAAUACAUACUUUACAAUCGAUGAAUUAAAAAAUAUUUUAAAAAGUAAUGUUAGAAAUAUUACUAUUUGUAAAAUUCUAUUACUAAUCAAUGAAUAUAAACAUUAUAAAUAUAUAGAAAAUUCCUCUCUUAUUUUGAUAUUAUAUUCAAUUUUGUGUAGAAUUAUAGUAGAUAAAAAGUUACUUAACUAUAUUUUAAAAAAAUUUAUAUUAAAUUUAUUUAUAAGAGGAUGUUUUUUUUAUGUUCAAAAAAUCUGCGAGUUUUUUUUUUUACUUUUUCCUUAUGAAAAAAAUGAUUUAAUCAUAUCAGAACUAUAUGAGCUUUCUAAAAAUUCUUUUCUAAAAUAUUCUGUAUGUUAUAAAAGUAAUAAAUAUGCUUUAAUAAAUAAUUAUCAUUUAACUUUUGAAAAGUGUAUAAAAGAAUUUUCUCCUGAAUGGGGUUAUUACAUUUAUACUACAAGUAAUUUUAAUAUAUUUUCAUCCAGUAUUAAGUUUAAUGGAUUUUUAAAAAAAAAUCUUGAUUUUUCCUUGAUUUCGGAAGACAAGUAUGAAUUUUUACUUAAUAAAAAUUCUCCAUUUGUUGAUAAUAUAACUAGUAAUAAAACUUGCAGCACUAAUGAUAAUAAUAAUGAUAAUAAUAAUGAUAAUAAUAAUGAGAAUAAUAUUGAUAAUAUUGACAAUAUUGACAAUAUUGACAAUAAUAACAAUAUUGAUAAUAAUGUUAAUAAUAAUGUUAAUAUAUUAAAAAAUCAUUUAAAUUUAAAUAAUACAAAAACAUUAUUAAAAGUGAAUGAAUGUAACAAGAAAAAUUCAUUACAUAAUUAUUUAUUAAAUUAUGAAAAAAAAAAAAGAAAUUAUUAUAUUAUUGAUGAUAAUUUAAAGCAUAUUGAAUUUAGUAGAAAAAAAACAAAUUCUAAUUUAGAAAAAUUCCUUCAAAUGGAAAAUCAAAACAUACCUGAAGAUAAACAGUUAGAUUACCAUAUGAAUGAAAUUAAUCAUGAUACCUAUUUUAAUUCAUCUAAAUAUUCUUAUAAAAAUACACAUCUUUUAGGAUAUUGCCCACAUUGUAAUAACAUUUUUAAUUUUUUUACAAGAACUUGUAAUAUUUGCCAACGUUUUGUUCAUAUAUGUUAUUAUUUUUUUAUCUAUUGCACAUAUAAGUACCACUGUGAACUAUGCGGUGCAACUUAUUCCGAAAAGUGUCUAGAAAAAUUUAAAAAUGGCUUCACUUGCUUUUAUUGCGGUCUUUUUUUCGUAAGUAAAUAA